This is a messenger RNA of Syngnathoides biaculeatus (alligator pipefish), 6008 nucleotides long. It is a transcript of the gene maml1, whose product is annotated as mastermind-like transcriptional coactivator 1. The record is from RefSeq and is a predicted model, not a curated record. Gene Ontology annotation, molecular function: transcription coactivator activity. Bases 1874 to 4729 code for a protein of 951 amino acids. Gene Ontology annotation, cellular component: nucleoplasm; nuclear speck. NCBI's taxonomy places the organism in Eukaryota, Metazoa, Chordata, Actinopteri, Syngnathiformes, Syngnathidae. Gene Ontology annotation, biological process: positive regulation of transcription of Notch receptor target; Notch signaling pathway. The transcript has 6 exons.
UCAACCUUACUAAAAAUUUUUAACAUUUUUAAAAAUUACAAAUGUGUCGUGCGAUUGGCUGGCGACCAGUUCAGAGUGUACCCCGCCUCGUGCCCGUCAACAGCUGGGAUAGGUUCUGGCGCUCCUGCGACCCUUGUGAGGAUAAGCUGCGAAGAAAAUGGAUGGAUGGAUUUUUUUUUUUUAAAAGGUCUCAAAAGUUUCUGUUACAAAAGGCUUGGAUCUAAAUCAGCAUAAUUAAUCUACCCACCCCCACCCACCAAAAAAAAAAAAAAAAUUAUGUGCAAGGGGAAAAAAAUUGGUCCAAGUUAUUUGUGUUGGGAAAAAAAAAUCAUUGAAAUUGAUCUGGGUAUUAUGUAUAGAAAAUGAUAUAAACAUUGAAUGAUGGAAGAGUGGGGCAGCUGGAUAGAAAAUCUGUCUCACAGUUCUGAGGACUGUAGUUCAAAUCCUCGGCUAUGCCUGCGUGGCUUUUCUCCUCUUAUGGGCUCCAGCACUCCCGUGACCGUUGUGAGGAUAAGCGGUCAGAAAAAAAUCGUAAUCUCUUUUGUAAACGUAGUCAAAGUUUCCAAAACAGAAUCAAGUGCGCUAGUUUUAUGGGCACAGAACCGAGCGCGAGCAAAUGAAACGGGAAUGUGGAACCAUCCUUUGACGCAUGCGCAGAGGGGACGCUCCAUCGGCAGCCGUCUAUUGGCCAGUUGCCUUGUCCGUCACCAUUGCGGGGGCGGGGCGUUGGCAUUCCUCUCCAGCUGGAGGAAAAGGAAAAAAAAAAAAGAGAAAGUUACCAAAAUGGCGGCGUCAAGCUGCCCGUCCGCUUGAAAACAAAAGAGAGGAGCGCCAGCGAACGGGGGAGCCCUCCCGGGAGGAGAAGCGACGACUGACAAGCGGCCUGGCCCGAGCAUGCUGCGUUUGCGAGCCAACUAGCAAGUCAGGCAGCCAGGCGAGCCCCUCGAACACGGCUAGCCGAACAGCUAGCCGCGGCUAACUGCUACACGGAGGGAGGGGAGGCGAGCGAGCGAGCGAGCGGGCGGGCGGGCGUCGGAGGAGGAGGAGGAGGAGGCGGGCGGGCAGGCAGGCAGGCAGGCAGGCGGCACGAUCAGCUGUUGCCUUAACAGAUGCCGGAGAAAUAGCGCACAGCUACACGUCCACAGUAAGUGCUUUUUACACGCGCGGACGAUGUUCACGUGGUAGUGGCCGAAAGGAGCUAAGCUCCAUUUUUCUCUUGGCGACCGAAGUUGGGCAACAAGAAAGUCCGCUCCAAAGAGUCGCCGAGUGGGCUGAGAUCCCCUUUUAGCCUUUAGCCUUUAGCCGCCAGUAGCAUCGAACAAGUUCACUGGCUACCAACUUGACAAGUUCCACUCAAUCGUGCCCCCAAAUAACAUGGCGUUUUCUCCUUGAGCUCGCUCGGUCAAAGUCGACCCCUUCAUUUCGUCUUUCCUACUUUUUCUCUGCACUUUUUGCCAAGUUGGCCGAGUUGAGGAAUGCGCUCGGCGGAGGAAGCAUGUAAACAAAACGCACGCAAACGAUGCUAAUGCGCUAGUUGAGCUUUGUGGCCAACUUUUUUUUUUUUUUUUUUGUGCGGAUCGUCGCUCAACAUUUUUCAGCAGCUCGUCCUCGUCGCGUCUCGAUCUCCUCCCCGGCCUGCCGGCCGGCCAGCCGGCGGUUGCUAAAGGCUGCCUAUUAGCAAGACAAAGGUCGCCUCCAAUGGAGCCAGCAGCCCGGCAGGCUUUGUAAGGGUCGAGGGAGGGAGGGAGGGAGGGAGGUGGUGGUGGCGGCGUAUACACCAAAAAACCAAGGAGAGAGCACGGGAAGGAAGCACAGUCGUCAGCGUUUUAUGGACCGAACCUGACCUUUUAAUUUUUUUUUUUUUUUUGAAUUGAUGAUGGCGGAUUUUGUUACACCGCGACACAGCGCGGUGAUGGAGCGGCUGCGGCGGAGGAUCGAGCUCUUCCGGCAGCAUCACAACAGCUGCGAGAGCCGCUACGAGGCCGCCGCGCUGGAGAGUCUGGAGCUGGAGAGGCAGCAGACCUUCGCCCUGCACCAGCGCUGCUUGCAGGCCAAGGCCAAGAGGACCAACAAGCACAGGCAGCCCUCGGCCGCCACCGCGGAGCAGGCGGGCCAGAGGGCGCCCGGGAGCGGCGGCGGCGGCGGCGCAGCGAGCGCGGAGCUCGGCGACGGCAGCGGCAGCGGCAGCGGAGGAGCUGCCGAACAGAGCCGCAACAGCACCCUCAUUGCCUUGCAGGAGACUGUGAAGAGGAAGCUGGAGAGCGCCGGUUCCCCUCUGGACCGGGAGCAGGUCAACGGCUUCUCUGACGGCUUCCCGGCCAGCAAGAAAGCCUGCGUGGACGCCGCCGGCACCGACGGGUCCCCCGUGGACUCCAAACUGGGCCUGGGCGACGCGCUGGCCUCCGACGGCACCCGCGGCCUCGGUAGCGAGUCGGCGGACGGCGCCAAGGAGGCUCCGGCGGCGGGCGACUUCCGGCGCAAGGAGAUGAAGCAGGAGCCCGACGACAUCCUGCCGAUCAUGCCUCCUUCGGGGGGAGGGAACAACAACAACAACCUGUUCCCGGACCUCAACUUCAACGAGCAGGAGUGGACGGAGCUCAUGGAAGAGCUGAACCGCAGCGUGGCGUACGAAGACAUCCAGGACAUCCUCAACGACGGCUUUGAGGACCGCAAAGACCCUCUGGAGAUGACCCCCAAUCAGGGCGGGGGCGCCCAGUCCUCCCAGGGUCUCCUCCCUCUGGAUUUGGGAAGCGUGAAAGCCGAGUUCUCCCCGUCCCCCUUCGAGCAGGACACUCGCACGGGUUCCCCUCACGUCCGCGCGGCGUCUUCCGGGCCUCCUCGCCCCGCGGGCUCUCCGGCGGCCGCCUCCUCCCCGGCCGCGCCCCUGCCCAGGCAGCACCCGCCGGUGCCGGUGCCGCCGCCGCCCGCCCCCAACCACCUACUGGCGAAAGAUCUGUCCCCCGCCCAGCAGCUUCAGCAGCUGGCCGCCCAGCAGCAGCGGGCCCAGCACCUCCACAGCCAGCUGCAGCACAAACAGGCGCCGCCCGGCGGGGCCAAGUUCCACGGCCAGGGGCCCCCGCACGCCCACCCUCCGCCCUGGACGCAGAGCCCGCUGGGGCCGGCGGCGUUCGCCAUGGACAAGGCCGCCGGCCCCUCCUCCUUGUACUCGCAGGACUUCAAUUCCAACGCGCAGAAGCAGCGGCUGAUGUCCGUCCAGCCCCCCAAGGGCUCCCCCAAGGCGGGGGCCAACAGCUUCACGGCGGGGGGCGGCGUGAUGGGCCACCCGGCUCAAGGAGCCCCCCUCAACCACGCGGCCGCACCGGGGGCUCAGGCGGCCGUGUUGAACUACAACAACACCAAGCCCUUAUCCCAUUUUGAGGCCGGGCCCGGGCCCGGGCCCAGGCCCCCCAACCAGGCCCCCCAGAACCAGAAUAAGGCCGCCCUCCUCAGCCUGCUCAGGCAACAGCAGCAGAUGAAGCAGAAGAACAUGAACUUCCGCCAACAUCUACCACACGCGCAGGACCAGAACUCUUACCCGACGCCUCCUCACGGGCCCGGCCCGGCCAACGCCCUGACGUCCGCGGCGGGCAACGGCGGCAUGGGGGCGCCGCCCGGGGCCAACGCCCUGGCAGGUAAUCAUAGCAACACGGCCUACCUCAACAGCCAGGCGGCGCUCAAGCAGCAACAAAUUCUGGAGCAGCAGAAGCAGCAGUACCUGCAGAGACAGCAGAUGAUGGCCGAACAGGAGAAGCAACGUCAGCAGGACCAGCAGCUCCAGAGACACCUGACCAGACCCCCCCCUCAGUACCAGGACCAGUCUGGACAGACGGCCAAUCAGAACGCUUUCCCUCAGACGCCCGUCACCCAGUUUACAGGUCCGUCGCUGGCCAGCGUGUCUUCCAUGGGAGGACCCGCGCCCGCCGGCCAGCGCAUGUUCCCCCAGGCGCAAGGCAUGAUGGGAAUCAAAAUGGCGUCCGGCGGCGCGCCUCCGCCCCCGACGGCGAGCCAGGCGGACUUGGGGCUGACGUCGUGCGGCGGGGAUGUGCAGCAGAUGCUGUACAACAACAUGAACCUUCACCCGCCCCAACAGCGCCAACCCAUGUACAGGCACGCGGUGCUGACCCAGCAGCAGCAGCAGCAGCAGCAGCAGCAGCACCGCAGCAAACAGCCCAACGCAGCCUUGUUGAAGCAGCAGCAGCAGCAGCAGCAGAUGGCAGCCGCCCGCAUGCCCGCCAGCAUGCAGGCCAGCCCCAACGCUGUGUGGCAGCAGCAGCAGCAGGGCUUGGCCCCCGCCGCCUUCGCCAACGCGUUCCACGUGCAGCAGCCUCGGAUCCCCAAGAUGAGCGCCGGCUCCACCGCCGCUUUCAACGCCAACCCCGCCGGCCGGCCCGCGGCGGGGAUGAUGGCCGGCCCCCAGCAGCGGGCGCCCUCCAACCCGCAAAGCCUGGGCCCGCCCCAGACUCAGCAUCAACAAGCGACUCAGAACCACCCCGCCAAUCAGAACGUCCUCCCCGACCUGGCGGCUUUCGGGCCGGCGGCGAGCGGCUUGGCCUGUAACCAAGGUUACCAGGUCAGCAGGACGGCCAAUCAGCAGCAGCUCUCCUUCGGCUACAACGCGGCGGCGGGCAGCUUCGCGGCCGAGAGCGACCUGGUCGAGUCGCUGCUCAAGGGGCAGAGCACGCACGAGUGGAUGGCCGACCUGGACGAGCUGCUCGCGUCGCACCAGUAGACGGGCCCGGGGACGACGGCGCCUUUAUUUUCAUGUGUCGGAUCCCAAAAAAAAAUGGAUGUGGGCUUAGGCCCGUUACACACACGAGGAUCUUUGGAGGCUUUCACUAAACGACAGGAGGAGGAGGCGGCGGCGCUUUGAGCAACGUUAAAACCAGCCGUCAAAUUUGAUCCACUUUGGUGUUGACAAACAUCUUGGGGGUCAUUUCAAUCUUACGGCCGUCGCGCAGACGCCCCCGUUAGCGCGCUGGUGUCCUGUCUUCACAUCUUUGGUUUUGCUCCCAUAAUCGCAACACACAAAAACGUUGCAUCGCGCAGGCCCCACGCUGGCGGGAUCGGGAUUUGAACACCGGUCCCUCCACCUGCCCGCUGACAGAAAGCGAGUGUGAUCUGGGGGGGGGGGGGGGACAUAGUCCAGAUAUUUGGUCCCUUAACGCGUCCAACAAUAAAGUGUUUUUUUUUUUUUUUUUUUUGCCAAUGUUUGGUGGGCCGUCGCCGUCUUCUGCUGUAAUGCGGUCAGAAGAAAAACGGGACGGGCCCAUCAACGGGUCGGGCUCGGCUUCCCCGUCGGCCGCUUGCUCGGUUUGCUUCCCGGUGAGUUUCGUUUCGUUCCACGUCGUGAGUGACUCGGAGAUGUCGGCUUUCCACGCUCGCGUGAACUCGUUUCACGUUUCGGGCGUGAGGACCUUCUCGAAUGUCUUUUUGUGUGUACCGGGCCUAAGUCCUCCUGGCCAGUAGUCGGCGCUUCUCUGCUACGGUUUGACGCGCCGGUAAAUGGAGAAAGAGACAAAAUUGACAUGCGACGUCGAAGAAAUUGCAGCGUCGGUGAGUACUUGAGCGAGUACUCGUAGCGGUCUCGGACAUCCCGACGGGACGACGGUUGGCCGGUCGUCUGUAAAUGUUUGCAAAUCUAUUUUUUUCUAUGUAACGUGACGAUCUGGACAUAGAUGUUAUUUUUAUAUCUGGCAGAACAUUUUUGUAAGUAUUUUCUACUUUUGAUAUGUUUGUGUCAAACAAGAUGAUGAGAUGGACUGUAAAUAUAAGAUACUCCCCAACCAAAGAUCAGCAGUCCUUGCGUGGCCUUCUUGCUUGUCAUUUGCAUGCGCCGGCAAUCAUUGGCCGAGCGUCGGCAGUCCGGGACCUCACACUCGAGCGGACGCCAUGGAUCACCGUCAAGUCGUCGGCCUCGCCGCCGUCACCGUGGCCGCCGUCCUGCAGCAAGCGUACUUCUCCCUGCAGGUGAUCGGCGUCCGGAGAAAGUUUGGGGUUUCCCCCCCGUG